Molecule: messenger RNA, 549 nt
Organism: Linum tenue
Lineage: Eukaryota; Viridiplantae; Streptophyta; Magnoliopsida; Malpighiales; Linaceae
Source: the annotation of a GenBank genome assembly
AUGUUGCUGGUGGUGGUUCUAAUGACGAUGCUCCUCCGUCCGGCGACCGCCACACCCAAUGAAUUCGAGCGGGCAACCAAUCCUCCCGGCGGCGGCGCUCCCCCUGCUCUUCGUCGUUCAUCUUCUCCCCCACCUUUCCCCGUCCAACUCCCCCGGUGGCGCCACCACGUUUUCCUCAACUUCCGGGGGCCGGACGUCCGCCGCGCCUUCGCCGAUCACCUCUACCACGCCCUCCUCCGCAAGGGAAUCAACGCCUUCCGGGACGAUCGCGACCUCCCCCGCGGCGAAAACAUCACGGAGGCGAUCCCGCGGGCCAUCGAGGAGUCAAGGUUCUCCAUCCUCGUCCUGUCGAGAGGUUACGCCUCGUCGGCGUGGUGUUUGGACGAGCUGGUCAAAAUCCUGACCUGCGCCAAGGAGAUGGGUCACCAGCCGUUCCCGAUCUUCUACAAUUUGUCCCCCGACCAGAUCUCCGCUCCGUCCUCCCCCUCCGGCUAUUACAAGCACGAUUUCGAUCGGCACAAGAAGGAAUACUGGCUUGUCAAUGGGUAG